Molecule: messenger RNA, 606 nt
Organism: Styela clava
Lineage: Eukaryota; Metazoa; Chordata; Ascidiacea; Stolidobranchia; Styelidae
Source: RefSeq, a predicted model, not a curated record
AUGGCGGCCAAGCUAUUACCAAAAGGACUUCUGAAUUUUGUCGGAUUUGGGGAAACUGACAGCCGAACUCUUGUAAAAAAAUUAUCAGGUUUCGAUUCUUGGCGUUUUCAACAGAGGGUUUUAAGAGAUGUUUCAAGAGUUGAUACCAGCAGCUCUAUGCUUGGAAGUAACAUAAGCUUCCCAGUAUGCGUUGCCCCUUUCGGUUUACAGAAAAUGCCAUCACAAAGGGGGGAAAUUGACUCCGCCAAAGCGGCAGAAAACGCCGGGACUGGCUUUGCGAUGAGUUUUUGGUCAUCAUGCACGAUAGAAGAAGUCGCGAAAGCCGUUCCUAAUGUUUUGCGAUGGUUUCAGCUGUACAUAACAAAAGAUAGAUUGGUUUCUAAGAAUCUAGUUCAAAGAGCAAAAAGAAACGGGUACAGCGCUAUAAUUGUAACGGUUGAUUAUGUCGUUCAAGGUAAGGAAUACGUUAACUUGUACAACGACAUUGCAGCCAGCCCAAGUUUGGCAACUAAAAGUAUCGAAGAGAACUUCUAUAAGGUAUUUUUUGAAGGGAUGGACGUCUAUGAUUUGAGUAUGGAACCAAUCGAUAACUUGGAAGGAUAUUGA